Molecule: messenger RNA, 7001 nt
Organism: Catharus ustulatus (Swainson's thrush)
Lineage: Eukaryota; Metazoa; Chordata; Aves; Passeriformes; Turdidae
Gene: MMACHC
Product: metabolism of cobalamin associated C
Exons: 4
Coding region: 25-756 (243 amino acids)
Biological process (GO): cobalamin metabolic process
Cellular component (GO): cytoplasm
Molecular function (GO): cyanocobalamin reductase (cyanide-eliminating) (NADP+) activity; demethylase activity; FAD binding
Source: RefSeq, a predicted model, not a curated record
GAUGCCCCGCGCGCCGCCGCCGCCAUGGAGCGGCGCGUGGCGGAGCGGCUCCGCAGCACGCUGGGCCCGCUCGGCCUCGAGGCGCACGCCUUCAAGGUUGGGUGGUACAAUGCUGUUCUUCAGCCAGCCUUCCACCUCCCAUACCCAGAUGACACAUUGGCCUUUGUGGUCCUCAGCACGCCUUCCAUGUUUGACAAAGCCCUUAAGCCUUUUGUGAACAAAGAACGAUUAAAAAUCAUCAGGGAUCCUGUGGAUCAAUGUGUUUCCCAUCAUUUAUCUCGUGUGAAGGAGAAAUUCCCUGACCAGAGGGUGGAUGUCAUGUUUGAUUACGAGAUGCUGCCGAGCCGAAAGCCCAAGUUCCUGGCACAGACAGCUGCCCACGUUGCUGGAGCUGCGUAUUAUUACCAGAGAAAGGAUGUGAAGCUUGAUCCUUGGGGUAAAAAGAAGAUCUUUGGCGUUUGUAUCCAUCCCAAGUAUGGUGGCUGGUUUGCUAUCCGGGGUCUCCUGCUCUUCCCAGACAUUCAGGUGCCCUUCCUUGAACAACCUGCCCCUGUUGACUGUGUGAGCCAGGAGGAGAAAAGGAUUGAGCUGCUGGAGCAGUUCAAUUUCCAUUGGCAGGACGGCCGCUACAGGGACAUCAUUGAAGUGAAGGAAAGGUACUCGGAGGAGCAAAGAGCCUAUUUUGCCACUCCUCCAGCCGAGAGAUUCCGGCUGCUGGGGCUCUCACAGGAAGCGCAGAGAAUCACAUUUCACUGAGAGCGGCUGCUGGAGGGCAGAGGGCAGCAAAGGGUAACUCAUGAGCACCGGCUGUUCCCGGGGAGGGGGAGGAGGAGGAGGAGAAGAGGAUGGUUAUGCUGAUACAGAGAUGGCAAAUCCGAGCAGCCUCAAUGCAAACAUCAGCUUCCCAAAGAGGGGAACUGCUCCUCGGUCUGGGGGAGGUGGGAGCUCUCUGUUCUGUGCUGCUGCUGAUCUGGGGUGUCCUUUGGAGAGUCCAGGAAGGUGCCAAUUAGCCUUUGGUUGGGAGAGUUUAGACAUCUGGCAACUUUAAAAUCCAUGCUGCUCAUUAGAGAAAUCACUUUUGUUCUCAAGAAUUUUCUUUCCGAAUAUUCUGGUUUUAUUCUUUGUAAGCGUAAAAAGCAAAUUAGUCAUUGCUAGUUUGAUUUUGUCUAAACUUGGGACAGAUACUUUUUUUUUAGCCAGCACUUUAUUAUCCUGUGUCACGAUUCUCCUUAGGGAACAGAUGUCCAGUCCUUAGAGUUUUGCCUAAGUCACAUUUAAGCAUUUAUCCGUUUAUAGAGCAACUAACUGGAAUGUCCAUAUGAGUGGAGAUUUUACUCACGUUAAGAUAACUGACUGAAAAAGACAAUUCUUGUGGCCUUUUCUAAGGUAUUUGUGUUAGAAGUAUUUUUCAGUGCCAGCACACAGCACAGCCCCCAGUUCCUGCCACAGUUUCCUGGUGAGCUUUCUGUGUGGGGAAGAUUGUAAACCUGCAUACACGUGAAAGCCAUGGCACAAAGUGCACAGGCAAACAAGCACAGAAGAAAAGAAAAUAUUAAUGACAUUCACGUUACUUAUAUGGCUGGAUAAAGCAUGUUCAGACAGAAACAUAACAUUUUUUGCAUAACUUUGUCCUGUUAUAUUUGUUCAGAGGCUACAGUGCACCUGGAAACCAGGAAUUAAUUUAUCUUUGAGCAAUUUGAGGCUCAGAACUCGUUAAAAUAAUACAUUAAAAUAAUAUUUUGUGGGAGUUUGUUUUACUAGACUGCAGUGCAAUGCUGCAAAUGGACAGGCACUUUUUUCCUUUUGGUGGUAUCAACACGAUGAAGAAAUAUUCACUUUGCAGAACUGAGCCUUUUCUUUUUUUGUUGGGAUUCUUCAAAUCUUUUGGAGACUCCACCACGAAGGUUGCCCUCACCACUGUUCACUGCUUGAUACAGUUGCUCCUAGUCUGUACAUUAACUCAUUGUAAUCCAAAUUCAGGAUAGCAAGUUUGCUUCCCAGGUGUGAUCACUGGAUUUGUUCACUGCAUUUGCUGUUAUGAAAUGUCUUAGUUGCUUUCCAUGCUUUGUUUGUCUCUGAUUAAGGCAGACACCUGACUUAGAAUGUGAUAGAGGUACUGUGAUGUUUAAUUUAAGGUGAAGAACGAAAUUUGUUUAAAAUCUGUUCUUUUGUUACAGAAUUAUUUCUGGUUCAAAUUUGUUUUCUGUUUCAGAACUUUUCCACUGAACUGUGAUUUAACAGGGAUUUGAGCUAAUGGCUCAUACUAGUAACAAAGACAAAAUGUUGAUUGUCUUAGAAGGAUAAAUACAGAUUUGAAUCAAAUCUAUCUUUUUACAUUACAAUUUAAAGUAAAAUAUUUUGAUUUUUUGGUAUUGAUUUCUUACAAUGUAAUAUGUUGCCUUAAUUUAUUAAACAGAUUACUGUGGCCAUUGCAUUUCAAUUUCUGUAAUAUAUUUAUCUUCAAAUGGUAUGUUGGUUACCAAAUAUACAAAGUUGUAAGUAAACCUCAGUACUGAGUAUUUUUAUUUAACAAUGCAAUUGUUAACUUGUGGAGAACUCAAGAUGUUCAAGCAAGAAUGAAUCAUGGUGGUUUUAAUAUCCUGAAAAGAGUGCACUACCUAAGACACACACAGUCCAGCAUCUGAAAACUAAGGAAAAAAUUUAUCUUAGCAGAAGUUGGUAAACUAUUAACACAGGCCCACGGGGAUAUAAAAAAAUAAAACCUACAGCACAUUAUGAGUAAAUCUAAUAAAGGUUUAUCUUGCCCAGGUCAUUUCAGCAAGAGCAUUAACAGCAAGCACCAUGACAGUGCACUUUUCAUUUCUUCCUCUGUUGUUAACAGUAACAAAAGUUCCAGAUGUCCAGUGAAACAUAACUGAGGGACUUUCCCUCAGUAGCAUUGAAGUAAGACCUGGAAGUACUGCAAUUUUUACUGGUCAAAACCUUUUAGUGAACACUGAGUCACAAAUCCAUGUUCCUCGUGCUUCUGGGAAUACAGUUGUGUCAGGCACAACAGAGCACAAAUAUUUAGCAAUAUCCAUUCCUACUACAGUGAUUUUGGAGUGACUGAUUAGGCAUUACUUUCUUUCUCUUAGCCAGCUCACUGAGUUCCACAGCUGCAGUGAGUAGUUUUCUCCCCUUGCUGGUUGGAGUAUAAUGGCCUUUGUCUUAUAAAAUUGAAGUUUGAGAACCUGUUUGACUUAUCUCCUGGGACAAGACCAGACAUGGUGAGGAAUGGAUCAUCCCUGGACCCUGAGGCAUUGUGAAGGCAUUCUUAGUUUCAGCCCUUGCAAAUGUCAAACAAGUAAUUGCAAAUACUUGGAUAGAUUUACGAGUUCAAGUAUCGCAUUUUACAUUUUUAGACAAGUUUUUCUCUAAAUCCUAAUUUUUAAACAUUAUUAAAGACUCUUUUCCUCAGUAUAACCAGUAGGGUGAGUAUUCAAGAGCUGAACAGGAAAAACAAAAGAUACUUGAAUUUAAAUUCAGUUUUGGCAACAAGGUAUUCAGUAUAUUUCAAGCUAAUAAAAUAGUUUAUGGAGAAUUAAGAAGUUUGUAAUAGUUUUGUGCAUUUACCAUUCUUACUAUCCUUGUAUUUUCCCUAUUUUUACUUCAUUAACCUAAAAAUGAGAUUUUUUUAUAACUAUAACUUUAUAAUUAAAGAUUUGACAGACAAUACCAAUUAAAUACAAAGCACAGUCUAACUUGCUGACCAGCAGCCAUUAGGGCUGUUGCUCAGAAAAACACCUCAGAAAAGACCAUUGGGGGGUUUUUGGUAUCAGUUUGAAUCUGUUACAUCUCAGUGGUGCAAUAACAAGCACUAAAGUUUCUUUGUGGCAUGAAGAAGAGUGUGGCAAACUAAAUUCCUGAUACUGUCUUAUUUCCUUCUGCCAUAAAAAGAGUGGCUUGUAAACUUUGUGGCUCUAAACUAUGGAAAACUAAAAAUGUUUUGCUGUAUAAAUCAGUGCUGGUGUGUCAGACAAAAAUAGUCAACCUCAGGAGAACAGUGAACUCUUCUGGUUUGUUGCUUUGAUGGGGGUUUUAAAGUCUUAGUGAAGUUUUGGGUUGGGUUUUUGCCAUGUUUUUGUUUUGGGUUUUGUUAGGGCUAGAUUGCCCUCCUCUGGAGCAGAAGCAUAAUUUUACUCAUUCAGUAUAAUAUUCAUGGUCCUUUAUUAAUUUGUAACCAAAAUUAGUGUUGGUGUAGCUACUAUUUGACAUGGGUUAUAUUUCUGGAAGUGCACAUUGACUUGAAAUUGAAUCAAAAACCCUCAGACUAAGGCUGAUGUAUUUUGAAAAACAAGAUAGUGGCAGCUACUGGUCAGUGCCAGUGUGGUUAUCAGCACUCUGUUAAGCCUCAUGCAAAAACUGCAUUUAAUAAAUUAACUUUGAAUACUGACUUCAGCAGCAGCAGUUCAAAACUCUUCCUCUGAGGGAAGUGGUUUUGCUGCUCACUGCAGCAGAAACAGCUCCACCUCUGCAACUGGAACUUUCACAGAUUCAUCCACCAAAAUAGACAAAUGUAUUCGUUAGAGAGUUUUUGCUGUUACGUUGGCUUCCUGUGCUGUCAUAUACCCUGAGACACAUCAUCCAUCACGUUCCCUUCAGAAAACAGAACAGAGCACUUCUAGGUUUUCAAGGAGGAAACAGAGAGUACCAAGGAACACAAAUGAGCUUUUCUUUUCCCUCUGUGACUGAAAAAGAUGUCCACAUUCCUUAGGAAAUAUGGUGGAAAACUUGAAAGAAUUAAAUAUUUUGUCAUAAAAUGAGCAGUAAGAUAUUUUAGUGGAAUGACUAAAAAUUUUCCAGUAAUAUACCAAAAUCUGCAAAAUGUGAUUAUAUAUGCGUACAAAUAUUUGAAAUGGCUACUAUAAUUCAUUAAUAUUACACCUAUAAUUCUCAUGUUAUCUUUGUUAAUGUUUGUACAUAACUCAGUGAGAAAGCAAUUUUGAUUUUAAUAACUGCAUGUUUUCCCCCAGACACCUUGAAAAGUUUCUGAAAAUCAACCACAUUUACCCUAAGUUCCUUGAGCUUUUUUUCCUCAUGUAGAACAAACCAUGGAACAGGAAAAUUCCUUUAAGUGGAUUACAGAAAGAGUGAAGAGAUUUUUCUGUUUCUUAAAUUUAUGCAUAAUCAUUGCUUUUUAUGCUAAUGUAUAAACCCUCUUAUUCCUUUUAAAGGAAUUAGCCUUAGGUUUUAAUUUCAUGUCAUAACCUUUUUCCAGUAUUGUUCAGAUAGUGUUCCUGAAUCAUUCACUGUUGCUUCAGUCUUUCAAAAUGUAAAAAACUGCCUUAUUGCUGUGAAAAGGAAUUUGAUGAAAUACAUCCAUUUUAGGCUGCGAUGUUUUAUUAAGUGUAGACUGAAGACUUUUUUACCUUUCUAGACAAAGGAUAUUGGUUUCAUUCAUCAGUGCAGAUACUUCAAAAAUCUGUUGUUGUGGAAUAUGGAACAUAAACCUACUGGACUUGGGGUCAAAGGACAGUACAACCUUAAUGACUUCAUACAUAUCUAUGCUCAAAUGGUUUCUUGCACAGAAGCAUUUUAAAUUCAGACACAUGUCCUUAUAAUGUGUGCAGUGAUUUAAGUUUCAGGUGAAAGAGCCAAAUUUCACAUAGAAGUCCAAACCUUUCAUCACUAGGUGUGGUGAGAAUUGCUUCCCACAGGCUCAGCUCUUGUUGAGGAACACUGCAAACAGCUCACAGCCUGUUCUCCGCAGCCCCAGGGCUGUGCAGCACACAGCUCUUGGUAAUGCAGAGUUGUUUGAGGUUAAAGGCAAGCUCCUGUUCUUUCUUCCCAAGGAUUGAAAAUAGAGCUACUAUAUUGGUGAGCAAAAACCAUUUGAUUUCCUAGUUCAGUGUUCUUUUUGUUUGUGCCAUUAAACUGUAUUUAAAAAAAAGGAGACAGUAACAGCUCUAACACUUCCUGAAUUAAUUGUCCAAGUGUGCUGCAUUCCACUACUCUGAACUUCCCUCAUUUCAUCCUUUGCAAAUUAGAAACAAGACAUUUCUGGUUUAAGUCCUCUAUCUGUCUAGCACUAUACAUCAGAAUAUACAUUUGCAGAUUAUCAUAAAAUGCAAUACUGAACACCAGACCCACUGAAAAUGUCAGACUAUUAAUACAUUUUUCAGAUUAUUAAUACAAAAAACCUGAGCAAUUUAACAUAAUCUUUACCUAACUUAUUUUGAUGUGUAACAUUACUAAAAGCUUUCAUGGGAGUUUUGCAAACAUACUUUCCUAACCAAAGUGCAUAAUUUUGCAAUACCUGUGAAAUAUAAAAUGCUUGCUUUUGUUCUUUGAACUGUAUUGAUUUGUUGGACAAUCCAAUAACAUCCAACAAAGGCCAGAUAAAAAGCCUGGAGUACUUGCUAAGAAAAUAGUACUUUGAAAUAUUACUUCGUACACUGUUUUUCAAAACUAUUGAGAAGCUUGCUUUGUAACAAAGUGAUAAUUCUUUAAAUAUUAAGAGGCUAUUUUUUUCUUCUAAGCAUCCAAAUAUAAAUAUGGAGUUGUUAAUUUUGAAAUAACUCAAGUUGUACAAAAUCUAGUAAAGGUUAGGUUCUUUAUGUUGAAUAUCAAAUAUCACAUCCUAUGUAUGCCAAUACAGACAUACAAUAUAUAGAAUUGAUGUCUGAUGCACAGCUCUGUAUUAUACACACCAAAAAAAAUCCUGUUGCUUCAGCACAAAUGCUAUUAUCUCGAAACUUAAUUACAAAUAUCUGUCACAAACAUGAGGGAUUUUUUAAAAAUUCUAGGUAAUGUGAGAGAGCACCAUGUGUGUGUAUCUGGUUCUUGUGGCUAAGUUUGGUUAACAGGGGAGGCUUCUGUGAGAAGCUCCUUGAAGAGGAGGUGCUCCAGAGCACAGAUUCCCCUGCAGCCUCGUUAUUUCUCAUUAUCCUACCCUGAUUUGAUUGGUAAUAAAUUAAGCCAAUUUCCCAAGCCUGUUUUGCUUGAAACUGGUGAGUGAUCUCUCCCUGUCCUCACCUUGACCCAUGAACCUUCCACUCUAU